This is a messenger RNA of Ixodes scapularis (black-legged tick), 4250 nucleotides long. Its product is annotated as LIM domain only protein 3. Gene Ontology annotation, molecular function: transcription coactivator activity; DNA-binding transcription factor binding. Bases 384 to 1136 code for a protein of 250 amino acids. Gene Ontology annotation, cellular component: nucleus. The record is from RefSeq and is a predicted model, not a curated record. The transcript has 5 exons. Gene Ontology annotation, biological process: positive regulation of transcription by RNA polymerase II. Lineage: Eukaryota; Metazoa; Arthropoda; Arachnida; Ixodida; Ixodidae.
GAGUUCCUGCGCCGAUGCGCGGCGCUAGCGCCGCGCUCAGCGGGCUUUGCGAGGACGUCCCGCUGCUGCCGGCUUCAGUUGGUCCGCCGUGCCGAGGCAGCGCACUUCGGAAAGAGACGAUGCCGUGCGCGAGACCUUCGCUGAACGUUUCAAUCAACAGGCGCACGUGAUGGUGUCUACCGUCGGAAGUCGGCUCGGCUUGAGCUGAAGAUCUUUUUUUUCUCGUGUGUGUGUUCGACGUCGAAGAUUAGAGGAGUGAUACUGACAAGGAUCUGUGGAGAUCGCCUGGUCUGGUGUCGCCUGGCUUGUGGAUUUGAGCGUGUGUGCGCGGAGUGAGAGAGCGUCACUGCGUCCACGACCAUCCUACGUGAUUACACGUUGGCAUGGAGAUCAAGGCGGAGGUGCAUCGGUGGACGCCCGAGGUGCACCGUAGUCCCGGGCUCGGGUCCGGACUCCCCGGCGGGCCCAGGGUGGUGGGGUCGACGGCGGUGCCCAUGCUGGGCGAUGCCCUUCCGGGCCCCGAGUGCGCCGGCUGCCAGAAGCCUAUCCGCGAGCGGUUCCUGCUCAAGGCCCUGGACCAGCUGUGGCACGAGGACUGCCUCAAGUGCGCCUGCUGCGACUGCAGGCUCGGCGAGGUGGGCUCUACGCUCUUCACAAAGGCCAACCUCAUCCUCUGCAAGAGGGACUACCUCAGGUUGUUCGGCACGACGGGCCUCUGCUCGGCGUGCAGCAAGGCCAUCCCCGCUUUCGAGAUGGUCAUGAGGGCCAGGGGCAACGUCUACCACCUCGAGUGUUUCGCGUGUCAGCAGUGCAACCACAGGUUCUGCGUGGGCGAUCGCUUCUACUUGCAUGACAACCGGAUCUUGUGCGAGUACGACUACGAGGAACGGGCGUUGAUGGCCGGUGUGCCGCCCCCGUUCUACGCGGGCGCCAACCCGCAGGCGGCGACACACCCGGCACCCGUCAAGCGUCAACAGCAACAGCAUCAGCAGCAACAGCAGCUUCACCAGCCUCACUUGCAACAGCCGCAGCCGCAACCUCCGCACCAGCCACAGCAGCGGUCCGUGGAAGAGCCUGCCCGCGACGAUAGGUCGAGCGGCUACGGCAGCGGGGACUCGCCCUACGACGGCCGGUAGCUAUGGCGUCCCCCGGCGCCCACGGCGGCCGCUGUCGCCCCACGACCGCUUCUCAGUGGCGCCAGCAAGAGGAGGAAGACCAGGAGGUAGACUGGGCGUUCAUCUCGUGCGGCUGCCGGGGAACUGAACUCUGUCUCUCUGCCCGCUCUGCGCGGCCGUAACUCCGGGUGCUGUCUCUCUGUAUCACGCUAUCUCGCAAGUCGUCGGGCCGAAGGAGCGCCGUCAAUUCCGGUGGAUAACACGCUGUAGAGGUGUAACCGUACCUUCCUCUCCCGGUGGCCACGCCCUACCCCUUCACCCGAGUGCAGAAAAGUGUCAGAGCUUCAUGGACGCUACUGUCGAGACCGGUUAUAAUGAAGUCAACGAGAAUCGGAAAUCACUUCGCUAUAUCCGCUAUUUCGUUAUAACCGACUUCGUUAUACCCGGUCUGGACAGUACAGUCACAGAAUGUUUUAGCAUGGCGUCUGGGAGCAAACGCGAGCCACGCGGCGCUUGCCCGUUGUCGCCAUGCGCCAAUCCAAGACCGCGGUCUGAGCUCCGCGCAGGCGCAGUGUGGAGCACGAAACGCUAACGUAAACGGACAGUGCUCACAUUCGAUCGUGUACGCAAUACUAAAGAUCACUACCAACAGUUUUAAGAAACGCAGGGCGUCGCGACUGCCUAACAUCUAAUAUUCCCUCCGCAGUCAAUGAGCGUGUGGCAUUAGCCAAUAAAAACGCAACAGAAAGGAACGCAAACCAAGACGCGGGAACAGAGCACGAAGGGACUUGCCACGUUCUGCGUCUCUUAAAGUGUCAGUGGCUAUACUUGACUUUGGUUCACAUACCCCAAGGUCUGGGAUGUUUUAGGCUGCUUUUGCGUAUUGUUCUCACGGAUGCAGCACUUUCGGGCAUUCACAAGAACAGACGGUUUGCAGUUGUUUUAAUAAUCACGAUCCCUGUGAUCAGAUCAUCAGCCAGGUGACACGCUAGAGGGAAGCUCUAAUGCAACAUCUGACUGAUGUCUGUUGACCGACUCAAGCCACAAGGAAAAGAAGAUGUGCAUGUUCAACAAGAUUGAUUCACUAAUCCGUUUUUUUUUGUUUAUUAGUUUGUUUAUACGAGGCACUCAGCGUGUUAUUCACCCGAUUUGACGAUGGUAAUUCCUUUAUCGCGCGCCUGGCGACCGCGGACGUUCGAAUCGACUUGACGUGUUUGUAGCGACACGCCCCGCGAGCUCGUCCCUGCGUGGAACUGUGAACGAGUCAAGCGCUGUUGUGUUUCAUAGGGCAUUCUGUGUUUUUGUUUUGUUCUCGUCACGAUACAGAACUGGGGACUUCGCUCACUGUGUCGGUGAGCACGUGUGUGUGUGUGUGUGUUUGUGAGCUGUGUUCGUGAAGUCGGAUCCCGUCAGCCAUCGCAAUCAAUCGCAGCAUUGGAUGUUCACGGCCCCGCACAGCGACAAGGAAGCCAGUGUACGUGUUGUGAGCUGUCACAAGGACGAUUUUAUUCGCGCACACUGUUUGUGAGCGAGACUGCCCGCUGAGAAGGAAACUGACUUUGCGGGUGUUUUUUGCGUUUGUUUUGGCUUUUCACUCUUACACUUCGAGCACCAAAGAAGUUCCCUCGGCAUGUGUAUGGUGUACGCGCCAGACCAAAAAAUAUACUUUAGAAAGUUGAGAACCUGAGACCCCACCGGUCGACUAUUCAACCUUCACUGCUGACAAGAAAAAACAAAAUCACGAGAAUGGCAGUUUCGCCAUCUUCAAACAGGCGCCUGUGUUUCUCUAUCGAGUGGUGGCGCUGCGUCACUACCCAGGCUGGUUGCCAACAACGUGUUGACAGCAUGUUUGUCACACAGAAGGUUGGCAACACGGUGUUUUUUCUUUUUUUUUUGUGCCUGAGGACAGAGUUGAUUGUAUGUAUACGGCUGUGUGACUCGGAUAUUGACGACACUGCUUCAUGCCAAAGAACUUGUAGCGUGAACGACAGAACCUGAAAUAAGGAAAGCAAGGAGUUACACUAAUAACACUCACACAGUAUUUUGCAAUUUAAAAACCCCGCGUAACGAGCGAAUAACCUAACUUGACCGGGAAACUGUGACAACGUAAUUGUGGCCUUAUUCAAACCAUCAAUGAUAUUGGCGAGCUGAUUAGACUCCCGUCUCUCGACUGUUGUAAUUUUCAUCCCACUGAGAAUUUGCAGCAAAAUAUACGCCGUGCAAACCAAAAUCGUGCAACGGGAACGUACAGUACACGCACGUCUAGCGCUUUUAGAGAAAUAUGUCAAUGACUCUGGCAGAAAAGUACACCGCCUACCUCUGUCUAACAAAAACAAUAAUGACCAAAUGAGAUGUGCAACCCACGGGUGCGGCAGUAUGACCAGGACCAGCGGAGUUGAAGCCGGGACGUCACAAAAGCCAUGUUGGGAGCCCCGGGUGUGUUGAACUAUUGGAAAACAAAUUUAAAAUGGACUGCCACGUUUCCUAUUGUCGCAAUGUGAUAGUCAGUUUCGUAGGUUAGCAUGCCAAGGGCACCCCGUUCUAAGUUUGACCUCUUUCGGCUAGCACUCGGUUGGGCCAGCUCAUACCGCCGCCGGCUGUACAUUGAUAUUUUCAUUGUACGGUUAGAGCUGUACUGCAAAAUCCCGAUAGAUCGCCCACCUCAUAUUUUUCCCAUUUAACUCCUUAUCGUGGGCGGUUUUUACUAGGGAUUUUACUGUAGUCUUGCUCACCCCUUCAACAACUAAAGAUGGCUUCCUCAAGCUACUGGGACGCCUCAAAAGUUAGUGUCUUUGUUGAUCUUUGGGGAAGUCACCCUGCGUCACAUGAAUCACGUGCAAUAAAAGCGAGAAGCCCGCUGGCUAGUCAUGAAGGUUCACUACAGUCCCCGUGGACCAACCACCUAUGAGCACCCCCGGACCUGGUGUAAUAAAACCCUCGCGAAGCAGAAGAGAAUGCUUCGAAAGCAUACCAUUCACUGUAAAUUGCUUCCUUCUUCACUUCACACUCUUUCGACUUCCUUGUUUUUCCGGUGGACCUUUGUUCCAGACACACACCGUGAGUGGUGCACUUGUGCCACGAAGAUGUUGAUGCUAUUGUCUUCUUUUUGGACAUAAUAUAUGAUUACACCCAAAA